GCCGCCCCCAGACUCCGCCGACCGCCCUCCCGCCCUCCUUCCGGGUGCUCCGCGCUUGCCGUCGCCGCCGCUGCCCCCGCCGAGCGCCAGAAUGAUUCAUGUUGCUGGAAUAACGGAAGCCCAACUGCUGUCGUCAUUUUCUAGCACUGGGCCCUGAGGAAGGGGCAGGGGGCAACGCUGCCCUAAGCCGCCUCAGCUUCUUCCAGGCCGCCCAACGCUGGUUGUGGUGUACCCAUGUCCCGAUGGAGAUGAAGAGCGCCUUCCUGCAGGGAGCCCAAGCCAGACUAUGACAGCGUAUCGGCCUGUGCAUGAGAGCUGCGACGUGGGGGGCCUGGACCCCACAGGGGGCGAUUACUCUUCUCCAGGAUCCUGGGCCCAGAAUGGCUGCACCCCACAUGUGGAUGAUGCAUCUCCUUUGCGACCAGCCACCACAACGCCUGCCGUGCCAAAAAUGGGGGUGCGGGCCCGGAUUGCCGACUGGCCCCCCAAAAGAGAAGGGUUGAAGGAUCCAGCCACCCCCAGUGCUGCCAAGGCCCCAGAGGCCCCGUGCCCCAUGCAGUGGGAGUUUCAGAAUGGGCAGCUGCCCAAGGAGGCUGCCUUCCCCUCAGGGCCGAGGGCUUCCCGGCGCCUGGCUCGGAGGAGGUCCAAGGACACUGAGUUCCAGGAUGGGUGGCCGUGCUCUCCCAGUAGGGCGUUCCUGGCGCUGAGGAACAGGAGCAGCAGCGAGGUCACCCUGAGCGAGUGCGACCUGGAAACUGUGAUGGAGCCCCGGGGAGCCCGACUGGCUGGUGGCCUGCCUCUCUUCCGCGAGUAUGGCAGCACGUCCUCCAUUGAUGUGCAGGGCCUCUCUGAGCAGACCUUCUAUGAGAUGCUUAAGGAGUUCCAGAGUGGGAAGUUGGUGGCUGGGCAGCGGCAGCGGCAACGGCUGGUGGAUUCCUUCCACACCGCCAGGAGCGCCAAGGCAGAGGCCCGAGCAGAACCAGAGCUGCCCCUUCAGCCCAAGGAGAAGCCCCGCAAGAAGGGUCUCCGAGGAGAGGGGAGCGGGGGGGACUCCAUCUUCCGGAAGCUGCGGAGUGGCCGGGCGGAAGGCGAAUGCAGUAGGGCCCCAGGGGAGGUGGAGGAGGUAGGCCGGGGCUGGCUGUGCCCAAAAAGCCUGGCCCACUACGAUGUCCAGAGCCUGCUCUUUGACCUGAACGAGGUGGUGGCGGCCAGGCGGGUCUGUGUGGCACAGCGGAAGAACACCACCACUGGGGCUUCGGCUGCCUCCGCUGGCUCAGCUGCUGCCACCUGUGGACUGGCCAACCUGGACCCGCAAAGCACCUUCUUCAGCCCUGAGGACCUGAACUCCAAGGAGAAUCUGGAGCACGACCCAGGGGACAACAACAGCAACAGUCUGCUACUCAGCUGUCCUCACUUCCGCAAUGAGAUUGGGGGCGAGGGAGAGCGCAACAUCAGUUUUUCACCUGCCUCUGUAGGUAGCUGUGGGGAAGGGGCCUUUGCGGAGAUGGCCCCUGCCCCUUACUGUACAAAUGCCAGCAUCUCUGUGCUGGAGACGCCCCAAGAGCUGCAGCGCAGCCUCAGCCGGUUGAAGCACUAUAGCAUCGAGCACGUGGACCUGGGCGCCCGGUACUACCGGGACUACUUCUCUGGCAAAGAACAUUUUAACUACUUUGGUGUGGAUGAGAAGCUGGGCCCCGUGGCUAUCAGCAUCAGGCGCGAGAAGCUGGAGGACCAUCGGGAUUUCGGGCCUCAGUACCAGUACAGGAUUAUCUUUCGCACCAGCGAGUUGACCACCCUCCGUGGUGCCAUCCUAGAAGACGCAACGCCCACCACCACCAAGCACGGCACUGUCCGUGGCAUCCCCCUGAAGGACGUGCUGGAGCAUGUGGUCCCUGAGCUGAACACACACUGCCUGCGCCUGGCCCUGAGUGUCCCUCAAGUCUCUGAGCAGCUGCGGAAGCUGGACGAGCAAGGACUCUGCCGGAAGCACAAGGUGGGCAUCCUGUACUGCAAGGCCGGCCAGAGCUCGGAGGAGGAGAUGUACAACAACGAGGAGGCUGGGCCGGCCUUUGAGGAGUUCCUGGCCCUGCUGGGGGAGAAGGUCUGCCUGAGGGGCUUCGGCAAGUAUGCCGCGCAGCUGGAUACCAAAACUGACUCCACCGGCACCCACUCCCUCUACACAACCUACCAGGGCUACGAGAUCAUGUUCCACGUCUCCACGAUGCUCCCCUACACCCCCAACAAUAGGCAGCAGCUGCUGCGGAAGAGGCACAUCGGAAAUGACAUCGUCACCAUCAUCUUCCAGGAGCCAGGAGCCUUGCCCUUCACCCCCCAGAAUGUCCGCUCUCAUUUCCAGCAUGUCUUCAUCAUCGUUUGUGCCCAGAAUCCCUGCACGGAGAGCGUCUGCUACAGCGUGGCAGUGACCCGCUCCAAGGAUGUGCCCCCCUUUGGGCCGACCAUCCCCAGUCAGGCCGCCUUCCACAAGUCGGACGUCUUCCGAGAUUUCCUGCUUGCCAAGGUGAUCAACGCCGAGAACGCUGCCCACAAGUCAGACAAGUUCCACACCAUGGCCACACGCACGCGGCACGAGUACCUGAAGGAUUUGGCCGAGAACAGCGUCACCAGCACCCCCAUCGACUCCUCGGGGAAGUUCAACCUGAUCUCGUUGGCCUCUAAGAAGAGGGAGAAGACGAGGGGUGCUGGGGCUGAGCAGCAGAGUGCAGGGGCCAUCGUGUGGCGCGUUCUGGCUCAGGACUACUUGCAGGGAAUGGAGACUGAGUGCCUGCUGGGCAUCUCCAACGAGUUCGUGGUCCUCCUGGACCUUACCACCAAGGAAGUGGUCUUCAACUGCUUCUGCGUGGAUGUGAUUGGCUGGACGCCAGAUAGCUGCAACCUCAAAAUUUUUUAUGGACGUGGGGACCAUAUUUUUGUCCGGGCCCCAGAGAAUAACCCUGAAGAUGUUAAAGAGAUUGUGCAGAGGCUGAAGGUUAUGACCUCUGGUGCUGAGACAGUGGAGAUGACUCUCCGGAGGAAUGGGCUGGGGCAGCUGGGUUUCCAUGUGAAGUUUGACGGGACGGUGGCUGAGGUGGAGGACUACGGCUUCGCCUGGCAGGCGGGGCUGCGGCAGGGCAGCCGGCUGGUGGAGAUCUGCAAGGUGGCCGUGGUUACCCUCAGCCACGACCAGAUGGUCGACUGGCUGCGCACCUCGGUCACCGUGAAAGUGGUGGUGAUUCCACCACACGAGGAUGGUGUUCCACGCAGGGGAUGGGCCGAGUCCCUGAAGAUGAGCUUGAUGGAGCCCAGAGGAGAACCCGAAAGCCUGCCAGGGGGCUACCGACCUCCAUACCGCAACUCAGCCUGGCAGUGGAGCGGCUCCGCCACCCACAGCUCCUCCCAGCCUCCCAAGUGGGCUGAGCAGCCGGGGCCUGGCCAGUCCCAGUCCCUCACCAGGACCCCAAAGCAGAGUGCCCUUACCCCUUACCGCCAGGCCCAGCCCCUGCAUGGCAAAAGGCCUGCCAGCUUCCCAGAGACCCCCCGUGUCGCCCCCUCCUCCCAGAGUGGCACAGAGAAGACCCAGCCAUAUCGGCAGCCCUCAGGCAGUUUCUCUGUUCCGGGCUCUUCGGGAGGACCCUUUGCCUGGUACAAGCUCUCGCCGGACAAUUCUGUGCACAGAUAUGUGGUCCCCUUGAGGCCUCCAGGGCCUUUUGAGCCGCUCUGCCCCUCCGAAGCGACCUCAAACGGGGACUCCUCUUCGUCCGGCGGGGGGCUGGCUAGCCAGGAAGGCACCGUGGAGAGGCCCAAGCCUGAGCUGCUAUGGCACAUGCCGGGGCACUCCGGAUUCUCAGCGGCUUCUGGGAACAAGCGGCCAGGCCAGUGGGAGUUGCCUGGCAAGGACUUCCCAGAGCAGCCCCCCAAGGGUGAGGGGCAGACGUCCAGCAGCAACACGCUCUCCAGCACGGCCUCCAGCAGCGCCCACAGCGAUGACCCGGCCGAUCCUGCUGACAGUGCGGCUGAGCGCUGGGCCAAGGGCGGCGUCUCCAGCAAUGGCGGCAUCGAUGCCAGCAGUGCCACGUCCAUCCGGCGCGACCGGGUGCCCGUGUCCUCGCCUCUCUUUGGCCCCGCCCUCCCCGAAGGCCAUGGGAAGAGGGCCGAGGCGGCCUGGCCUGCCGGCCAUUUAGGCAGACGGAGCUGGAAUUACUGCCCCAGGGCCUUCGGGAGAGGAGUUGGCGGCCCCACCAGGGGGGGCAACAACAGCACCCCAGAGCCUUUCUGGCAGGCCAGCCCCGGAGCCUCUAGGGCCACGUACCCCAUCCAGGUCUACAAGACCCCCCCCGCAGACAGCUCCCGGGCGGCUCCCGGGUCUCAGUCGAGCUCCCAGCUCUCGGCUUCUGUGCCCAAGUCCUUCUUCUCCAGGCAGAGUGGACGGAGCACCAGGCCUCUGCCUGCCGGGUGGAAGAAGAGCCCGGAGGCUUCAGCCAGGCCAGCCCCCUUCGCAGAGCCCCAGAAGCAGGUUGACUUGAGCACCAAGAACGUCUUUGGGCAGCCUCGCCUGCGGGCUUCUCUGCGGGACCUUCGCUCCCCACGCAAGGCCUACAAGUCGACCAUCGAGGAUGACCUGAAGAAGCUGAUCAUCAUGGACUCCGCUGGGCUGGAGCAGGAGGACGAGCUGACCCCCCAGAAAACACUCCAGCGGACCCUCUCGGAUGAAAGCCUGUGCAGCGGCCGGCGAGACCCCUCCUUUGCCAGCAGCGCCUGCUUCGAGCAGCCCCUCUCCAGCGACAUGCUCUUCACCAGCACCCUCCCUGUGCGGAAGCCGGCCAGCAGCGGCCGGGGGUGCUCCUUGGAGAAGGGUGAGUCUGGUGGAGCCCCACUACCGGAUGCAGCCACCAUCUCGGCCUCUGAGCUCUCCCUGACCGAGGUGCGUGACCAGCCCCUGCGGCGCCUUGACCCGGCCCUGAUGCCCCUGCCAGACACAGCCGCGGGCCUGGAAUGGUCCAGCUUGGUCAGUGCUGCGAAGGCCUAUGAAGUGCAGAGAGCUGUCUCCCUCUUCUCCCUCCAUGAGACCAUGUUGAGCCCAGAUGUGCAAUCGGCUGGCAACCCCAGCCUUGGGCACCUGAGCCUGGAGAGGCAGCCAGCGCCACACACUGCUCCUGUCUUAAGCCAGCAGCGCCCACCAGACGAUCUGACAGGCAAGGUCUACCAGCUGGAAGCCAUGUUGAAGCAGUUGCACAGUGACCUGCAGAAAGAGAAGCAGGACAAGGUGGUGCUGCAGGCAGAAGUGGCCACGCUCAGGCAGAACAACCAGCGGCUGCAGGAGGAGUCCCAGCACGCCAACCAGCGGCUGCGCAAGUUCGCUGAGAUCUUCUCCAGCGCCGUUGACAAAGAGGAGCUGUGAGCGGUGGGGGGGCAGACAGGUGUGGCACCUGCACAGGGGCUCCCCUAGAGAGCGAACCAUCAGUCCCCCCGUCCCCCAGCUGGGCCCCGGCCCCGUGGCCCCCUUUGUGCCUCGCCUGGGUUGAGAAGCAGCCCUGCUCUGCCCAGGGAUGUGGGUUCCCCCCCGCCAGCCAGAUGCUGGCAUCCUUAAGCCCUGCCGGGAGCAGCCCAGGCACGCUCCCCCCGCCCCGGUCAAGGGCCAUCAGGGGGCCGGCUGGUGUCCAACGGGCUGGGCGGCAGAUUGCAGCCAAACUUCUCAGAGCACUUUCUCACAACUAAAUUAUUUUCUAGGGAAUGCAGAGCGCCUCAGGAAAUUAAAAAAAAAAGUUUAAAUGUCUACAUUCUUUAUAAAACACUAUAUUUGUAUCAAUGGUACUGUUUGUAAUUUUUUUCAAUUGCAUUUCUGUGCAUGCAACUGAAUUCAGCACAGUUGAUUUUUUCCCCAGUUGCAGCAGGGACCCUGCGCUGGCACAAAGCCAUAGAGGCCCAGGGGAAGGCUCCUGGCUGGGGAACGUGUCCCAGACGCCCCCCCCCCCGGGCCUCCUGGUUGCCUGCUCUGGAGCACCAGGCCUCCCUGCCUGUGCCAGUCCUCUGCUGGGCCGGCCUGGCUGGCAGCAGGGCACACCGAGGGCACUCCACUGUCUCCACAACGCUCUGGCCAAGGAGCCCCUUCCACCCAAAGAGGGUGUUGGGGUUGAGAAAAGGGGGGGAGUGUCUGUCCUGCUCUGUGACCUGCAGGGCCCUUCACCCCCUGGGCUGGGGCUUCUGCCAAUGGCAGCAGGGAGCAGCUGGCCUGGACCACUUCCCCCCACCCCCCACUUCACAUUGCAAAACCAGCGUAUGAUCUAUGCGAAGCACAUCCUGGCCCCGGGGGUUGGGCCAGACCUGCCAGGGUCAGCCUGCCUUCCCCCCCACUUCCCUCCACCAGGGUUUCAGGGAAAUAACAAAGGGAGGCAAAAAGGCUUCUGCUGCUGACUGUCACCCAGGCCAGACUCUCCAGCUGGCUCCUGGGCUGCAGGCGACCUCCCUCCCCUUCCACUCUAGCCUUAAUUCUGCACAUGGCCAGAGGGGCUCCCGUCUCCUCUUGGCUCCUGGUGUGGGAAGCCAUCAAGGGCCCUCCAGGAAUCCCCAUGUCGGACUCUGGGCAGGCAGGGGGUAAAGGGGAGAUCGGUGCCAGCCCCCCCCCCCCGGCUCUCUUCUGGGCUCACCACCUCAGCAACCUUCCUAGGUUUUUUAAUUUUGUAGUGGGACCUCACUGGAAUUUGUAGCCUAAGGAUUCCCCCCCCCCUUUCUAAAAAGAAUUCCCCGGCGUCUGGCCUGGGAUGAUGGGCACAGUGCUCUCCUGCAACACCUCAUGUCUAUCAGUUAUAUUAUGUGUUCGUUUUUAAUUUUAUAAAAAUCGUUGCAGAUCAAAUCUGUAUUAUUUAAUUUUGUUCUGUUUUAAAGUUGCUGAUGAAGAGAACCAUCAGUUUUUGUAAAAUAAAUUCUCUAAUAUGCUGGAAA
Crotalus tigris (Tiger rattlesnake) is the source of this 6936-nucleotide messenger RNA. RefSeq names its product signal induced proliferation associated 1 like 3 (gene SIPA1L3). The record is from RefSeq and is a predicted model, not a curated record. Lineage: Eukaryota; Metazoa; Chordata; Lepidosauria; Squamata; Viperidae. The coding region runs from base 287 to 5395 and encodes 1702 amino acids. Gene Ontology annotation, cellular component: cytoplasm; plasma membrane; Golgi apparatus. The transcript has 21 exons. Gene Ontology annotation, biological process: regulation of small GTPase mediated signal transduction; establishment of epithelial cell polarity; activation of GTPase activity. Gene Ontology annotation, molecular function: protein binding; GTPase activator activity.